CAGAUGGUACGGCCCGGAAGCCCGGGCGGAGACUGCGGCUGCGUGGCCCAAACGGGCAGGCGUCGCGCGCCGGCCACUUCCGCACUUCCGCUUUCCUGCCCAGCCAGCGCCCGCGAUGACUGCCACUCUCCGCCCCUACCUGAGUGCCGUUCGGGCCACGCUGCAGGCUGCCCUCUGCCUGGAGAACUUCUCCUCCCAGGUCGUGGAACGACACAACAAGCCAGAGGUGGAAGUCAGGAGUAGCAAAGAGCUCCUAUUACAACCCGUCACCAUCAGCAGGAAUGAGAAGGAAAAGGUACUGAUUGAGGGCUCCAUCAAUUCUGUCCGGGUCAGCAUUGCUGUGAAGCAGGCUGAUGAGAUAGAGAAGAUACUAUGCCACAAGUUUAUGCGCUUUAUGAUGAUGCGAGCAGAGAACUUCUUUAUCCUUCGAAGGAAACCAGUUGAGGUAAGACACUGGACCCAUAUGCUCCUCAUUCCCAGAAUUCUUUCUGAGUAGCCUGGAAUGCUUUCU
Molecule: messenger RNA, 511 nt
Organism: Fukomys damarensis (Damara mole-rat)
Lineage: Eukaryota; Metazoa; Chordata; Mammalia; Rodentia; Bathyergidae
Gene: Arpc4
Product: actin related protein 2/3 complex subunit 4
Exons: 4
Coding region: 116-496 (126 amino acids)
Biological process (GO): Arp2/3 complex-mediated actin nucleation; actin filament polymerization
Cellular component (GO): actin cytoskeleton; Arp2/3 protein complex
Molecular function (GO): actin filament binding
Source: RefSeq, a predicted model, not a curated record